This is a messenger RNA of Osmerus eperlanus (European smelt), 2572 nucleotides long. Its product is annotated as polyadenylate-binding protein-interacting protein 2B-like. The record is from RefSeq and is a predicted model, not a curated record. Gene Ontology annotation, cellular component: cytoplasm. The transcript has 4 exons. Bases 266 to 652 code for a protein of 128 amino acids. Gene Ontology annotation, biological process: negative regulation of translational initiation. NCBI's taxonomy places the organism in Eukaryota, Metazoa, Chordata, Actinopteri, Osmeriformes, Osmeridae. Gene Ontology annotation, molecular function: mRNA regulatory element binding translation repressor activity.
GCCACGUGAUCCGUUUUUUGCAGGCUCUAUCGCCGUUGUGGCACAAUUCGUGAUUUUUUGCAGAUUCUCUAUGGACAAUAACGGCAGAAAACGGACAAAGACGCGCAUUUACAACGCAUAGCAGAAACAGUGGAAUUUGCGACGUUGAUUUGUCUGUCGCUUUCUGAUUCUCGGGGACGAAGAAAACAACGUCCGAAGCAUCUGUUGUGUAUUUUAACCACGGAUUCUCAGCGGUAGUCAUUUGAACUUGGUUGAGCCGGCGGAGAUGAGUGGUCCCGAGGUUGCCAAGACGCCAGGGGGCGGGGCCCCGGGCAAGGAGGGGAAGGAGACGGUGGCCAAUGGGCAUGCAGGAGAGGGUGGGGAGAGCAACCCAUUCGCUGACUACAUGUGGAUGGAGAACGAGGAGGAGUACAACAGACAGGUGGAGGAGGAGCUGCUGGAACAGGAGUUCCUGGACCGGUGUUUCCAGGAGAUGCUGGAGGAGGAGGAGCAGGAUUGGUUCAUCCCGGCCCGGGACCUCCCCUCGGGGGCGGGGCUUAUCCAGCAGCAGCUCAACGGCCUGACAGUCAGCGACCGCAACCUGGAGGAGAUGGCGAGUAAGAGCAGCUUGAAUCCUGAAGCGAAGGAGUUCGUCCCGGGAGUCAAAUACUAGGAGUCCCCCUCACCCCCACGAGACACACACACACUCCCUCUCAGAGACUCUAGCGGUCCCAACCGCACGUACACACACACACACACACACACACACACACACACACACACACACACACACACACACACACACACACACACACACACACUCCCUCUCAGACUCUAGCGGUCCCAACCGCACGUACACACACACACACACACACACACACACACACACACACACUCCCUCUCAGACUCUAGCGGUCCCAACCGCACGUACACACACACACACACACACACACACACACACACACACACACUCCCUCUCAGAGACUCUAGCGGUCCCAACCGCACGUACACACACACACACACACACACACACGGCCAGGGCGUGAUGGUGGGGGGACUCUUGUGUAUCUUUUUAUUUUCUGUUUUGUUUCAUUGUAAACUAAGGGACUAGGGGGCUUGGGGGUGGGGGUGCAAUACCAGCGCUGGCCAGCAGGGGAGCUGGACUCAGCAUAGCAAGAUGCUUAGACUCACAGAGGAGCACACAGGCCAUCAGCCAUCCAGACUCAGCUCUCAAAAUGACGCCCUGUUUCUUAACGUACCACACUUCAGGAUGUACACUUCAGGGAGUACACUUCAGGAAGUACACUUCAGGGAGUACACUUCAGGAAGUACACUUCAGGAAGUACACUUCAGGGAGUACACUUCAGGAAGUACACACAAGGGAUCGUCUCAAAAGUAUUUUCGGAGGAGACGAGGCUCGUGCUUUCUCUCCCGUUUUGAUUGGUCGAUGUUUUGACAUGUUCUCAUAGAAACGGGGGGUCAUUUUCCGCACAUUUCAACUUUUUUGUUUUUUUAAGCGAUAGCCAGACUAAAGUCAGCUCUCAGGUCGUGAUUUGAAACGUUGUUCUGGAACUCUCUACUGCCUACCAGUUUGUGUGUUUUAUUUGUGUUCGAUUUUUUUCUCCAGUUUUGGCCGUAUGUACAUCGUUGCUCUCUCGCUCUCUCUCGCUCUCUCUCUCUUUCCUCUAUGGUGGUGUAUCAGCUCCUCUAUGACAUCAUCAUGAUAUCAUCACACUGUCUUUAUUUUGUCCAGAGACGUUUUUUUUUAUUGUACUUUUUUAUUUCGAUUCCAAACCCAAAACAAACGCUUGUCUCCUAGCCUUCCUACACUCACGUUGAACACCUUUCCCCAGAUCUGAACAGCCUUGGAUGUGUAUAACUAAGACAUGGGUUUAUAUUCCUGGCUUUACAGGAAAUACAGAUUUUUUCUGAUAAUCUCACAUGUCGUUUUAUAAUGUUAUGAGGUCAUAGUUUGAAAGUUGGCAUUUCUUUGAUCUGUUUUAGUUUUCGAGGAAUAAGGUGACGUGUGGAAGUCUAGGUUGGGAGUGUUUGGUUUGGAACGAAGCCUGCAGUCUGUCACAACUCCAAAAUACCCAUCAUGCCUCACUCUGUAUUGAGCAUCCACAACCAAUCAGGUUUUCCGAUUUCCUCCUCUUUGUUAUGUAGUUCCUUGUCUUCUGUUUUUAUUUUCGUCGAGGACGGAGGUGUUUUGUCCCUCUGGAGUUGCUGUGGUCUAGUUCAGGAGCUGAACAGGUUUGAUGUGGAAGUUUGUGAUGCUAAACUGAUCCCAGAUCUUACAACCUCACGUGCGAUCUAAAGCCAUGAUGAGGAUCUGGCUCCACACCAGUGGUUACGAACCACUUCCUGGUUGGUCGUCAAGGGGUGGGGCUUGAGGCUAAACGUCCUGGUUGGAGCUGAACUUGGCCACAGGCAUUCUGGGUAACUGAGGGGAAUCUGCUAAGUGGAUUGUAUAUGAAAUGUUUCUUUUUUUUUCUCUUAAAUUUGAGGAAGGAAAAAAAAACGUCCUGUUCACACAAAGUACGAAUUUCAAUACGCAAAAAAAGGAGUAAAAAAAUACAAAAGAUGAAUAAAG